AACUGACAGCCAGCUAACAGCAUGACGGCGUAAUAUUUUGACAUUUCGUGAUUUCGAGAAUCGAGUCUUUUUUAUAUUGUAAAUUUGUUCAGCGUUGCGUUAAAACAAUUUAGAUUUUUAGAAGAAAAUGGAAGAAAUUGGUAUCGUACUUCCCGAAAAGGAUGACCAAGUCACUGACACCAAGGGACUCCCGUUUGCGGGUCCACAGUCUUUCGACGAAUUGGAAUCUGAAGAUUUAUACACAAAAUAUAAGAAACUGCAGCGAAUGUUAGAGUUCUUAGAAGUGCAAGAAGAAUACAUAAAGGAUGAACAAAGAAAUCUCAAGAAAGAAUACCUCCAUGCUCAGGAAGAGGUGAAGAGGAUCCAAUCGGUGCCGCUAGUCAUUGGGCAGUUCCUUGAAGCUGUUGAUCAGAAUACGGGCAUCGUGGGCAGCACAACAGGCUCAAAUUACUAUGUGAGGAUCCUGUCCACAAUUGACAGAGAGCUGCUGAAACCAUCAGCCUCAGUUGCUCUACACAAGCACUCCAAUGCUCUGGUGGAUGUUUUACCUCCGGAAGCUGACAGCUCCAUCUCUAUGUUGCAAGCUGAUGAGAAGCCCGAUGUACAAUACUCGGACAUUGGAGGUAUGGACACACAGAAGCAAGAGAUUCGUGAAGCGGUAGAGCUGCCCCUCACACAUGUGGAGUUGUACAGACAAAUCGGUAUUGAGCCACCGAGAGGCGUGCUUAUGUACGGACCACCUGGCUGUGGCAAAACCAUGUUGGCUAAGGCAGUUGCUCAUCAUACUACAGCUGCCUUUAUCCGCGUGGUGGGGUCGGAAUUCGUGCAGAAGUACCUGGGCGAGGGCCCACGUAUGGUGCGCGACGUGUUCCGCCUCGCCAAGGAGAACAGCCCCGCUAUCAUCUUCAUCGACGAGAUUGACGCCAUUGCCACCAAGAGAUUUGAUGCUCAAACUGGUGCAGACAGAGAAGUACAGAGAAUUCUUCUGGAAUUACUCAAUCAAAUGGAUGGGUUUGAUCAAACCACUAAUGUUAAAGUAAUUAUGGCGACUAACCGUGCUGACACAUUGGAUCCUGCACUACUCAGACCUGGGCGUCUUGAUAGGAAAAUCGAAUUCCCUCUGCCCGACAGGCGUCAAAAGCGUCUCAUCUUCUCGACGAUAACGGCGAAGAUGAACCUGUCGGAGGAAGUGGACCUGGAGGAGUUCGUGGCGCGGCCGGAGCGCGUGUCGGGCGCCGACAUCAACGCCAUCUGCCAGGAGGCGGGCAUGCACGCCGUCCGGGAGAACAGGUACAUUGUGUUGCCGAAAGAUUUUGAAAAGGGAUACAAGAAUAAUAUCAAAAAAGAUGAGUGUGAAUACGAAUUCUAUAAAUGAGUGAUUAAACUAAAUAUUUAUGUAUUAUUAUUAUUAAUAUGUAUUCGAAUUAAAGUGUAAUUCUAAUCU
Molecule: messenger RNA, 1444 nt
Organism: Maniola jurtina (meadow brown)
Lineage: Eukaryota; Metazoa; Arthropoda; Insecta; Lepidoptera; Nymphalidae
Gene: Rpt3
Product: 26S proteasome regulatory subunit 6B
Exons: 10
Coding region: 128-1375 (415 amino acids)
Biological process (GO): proteasome-mediated ubiquitin-dependent protein catabolic process
Cellular component (GO): proteasome regulatory particle, base subcomplex
Molecular function (GO): proteasome-activating activity; ATP binding; ATP hydrolysis activity
Source: RefSeq, a predicted model, not a curated record